Messenger RNA from Talaromyces proteolyticus, 1824 nucleotides. Its product is annotated as putative ceramide synthase membrane component. The transcript is spliced from 3 exons. The coding region runs from base 400 to 1746 and encodes 448 amino acids. Gene Ontology annotation, biological process: ceramide biosynthetic process. The record is from RefSeq and is a predicted model, not a curated record. Gene Ontology annotation, cellular component: membrane. NCBI's taxonomy places the organism in Eukaryota, Fungi, Ascomycota, Eurotiomycetes, Eurotiales, Trichocomaceae. Gene Ontology annotation, molecular function: sphingosine N-acyltransferase activity.
GGCCAAGUGAGCACCCCCUGUUUAAUUAAUUAAAUUCUACUACGGGGGACGCUCAUAGUAUUCCAUCUUACCGCAUCGCAAAACUCCUUCGCCUUCCGAUCAAUCAACGCGAAAUAGGCACGACGACGGCUGUCUGGACUUGACUGCUACCACGCUCCUUUCAAUUUCGUCAACGGCAAUUGGCCCGCUCACCCGAUUUCAAAGCCUACGGAGCAUUUUCGAGUGCUGAGAAACUUUUCCCCCCCGUGCUCUUGAAUUCAACGAUUCAACGGGCAUCCAACAUUUCUGCACGUAACCCUUCAGGGACAUUGGAUUCGCGAAGCCGAUCUCGAAAUCCUGAGAACGCUCCGAUAGUCAAUUAGUUGGCCUUCGUAGCGUUCGCCUCGGCUUCUAUUCAUCAUGCCUCGAACAAGGAGCAAGUCGAACCUUGGUGCUGACAUUAGAGGCGACACCAGUGCACCAGCUAUGUCCACUAUGGCAGUAGACAGUGCUCCCAAGGUUGAUACGUCAGAGCCUACUCCAGCUGGAAAAACCGGGAAACAACAUCAUCACAAGCGACGGAAGUCACGGUCGAUCCUUCGACGAUGGAAGGAACUCGCGCUGAAACAUACAUGGCUUAUGCCUUUGGUCAUUCUAAGCAUCCUGCUUUCCGCCUAUGCCGUAAACCCAAGCGAAGCGAAUCCCCUCCACAGCGCCAUUUUUCUCUCCUACCCGCGCGAUCCAAAAUAUCCUGGUGAGCCUGUGAUGUAUGGUAAAGGAAAGAAGGACUUCGCUUUCGUCGCCUUUUACACCGUGGUACUUUCUUUUACCCGCGAGUUUCUCAUGCAGCGCUUGAUCCGCCCAAUGGCGAUCUACUGCGGAAUUCGUGGCAAGGGUAAAGUCGCUCGUUUUAUGGAGCAGGUCUACACUGCUAUCUACUUUGCAAUUUUCGGCCCAUUCGGCCUGUGGGUUAUGAACCGAUCGAACAUCUGGUAUUUCAACACGACCGCCAUGUUCGAAGGGUUCCCACACCGAGAGCAUACCGCUGAAUUCAAGGCAUAUUACCUACUUCAGGCCGCCUACUGGUUUCAACAGGCCAUUGUCCUUUUACUGCAGUUGGAAAAACCUAGGAAAGAUUUCAAGGAGCUUGUCGGCCACCAUAUCAUCACCCUCGCUCUGAUUUUCCUAAGCUAUCGCUUUCACUUUACCUAUAUGGGAUUGGCUGUCUAUAUAACCCAUGAUAUCUCUGACUUCUUUCUUGCGACAUCCAAAACGUUCAACUACCUGGACUCCCCCAUUAUCGGUCCCUAUUUUGCCCUUUUUGUGACUGUAUGGAUCUAUCUCCGACAUUUCCUCAACCUUAAGAUCUUAUGGGCUACUCUCACCGAGUUCCGCACUGUAGGGCCUUAUGAGCUGAACUGGGAGACGCAACAAUACAAGUGUUGGAUCAGUCAAGUCAUUACAUUUUCGCUACUGGCCAGUCUUCAGGCAGUCAAUCUCUUCUGGCUCUACUUGAUCUUGCGUAUCGCGAAGAAUUACGUAUUCAAUAAUGAUCGUCAGGAUGAGAGAAGUGAUAAUGAAGACGAAGACGAAGACGAAGAUGAAGAUGAAGAUUUUAGCGUUGAAACAGCGAAUGGCCCUACCGCUUUGCCGAGCGCUGAAGAGAAAGUAAGGCGAAGGGCUGUGGGCAAGGACAAUGCCGCUCCUCAGGUUCUCAUCAAUGGGGAACCGGUGGACAAGCAUGUUGUCAAUGGAAAGAAGCAUUAACCAUGAGCUUCGCGCCGCUUGAAAGCCGACAAAGGAUAAUGAUAUUACAGAUUCAUCGAUCGACCCGGUUAGCAAAAU